AUGUUGUCACUCACAAAUAGAUUGGCAAGCAGCCUGUGCAUAUCGAAACAGGUUAUUCGUGCAAGCCAUAGCCCAUUCACAUCAUUGUCGAUUAGCAGCAGCAACAUCAGCAAUGUCAGCAACAGCAGUCUAUUUACAAAGAUGCCAAGUAUCAACACUCAGUUUGUUAGAACCAUCGUUGCAGCUCCUCAUGAUAUAUCACUAAACAACCUAAGGGAUAACCCAGGUGCCAACAAAAAGAAAGUUAGAGUUGGAAGAGGUAUCGGUUCAGGAAGAGGAAAGACCUCUGGAAGAGGUCAUGGCGGUCAGAAGGCUAGAGCAGGUCACAAUAUACCAAGAGCAUUCGAAGGAGGACAGACACCAUUGUACAAAAGAAUGAGGAAGUAUGGUUUCUCGAACGCAACAUUCACGAGAGUGCUCAAUCCAUUGAACCUCGCUCGUCUGUCAAAGUUGAUCGACGAUGGUCUCAUCAACCCGAACGAAACAAUCACCAUGAAACACUUAUACGAUGCUAAUGCUGUCGGCAGAGUCAAGUUUGGAAUCAAACUGUUGGCCAGUGGAAAGGAGUCAUUUAGACACAAGAUCAACAUCGAGUUGAGCGACUUCUCAGAGGAAGCAAAGAAGUCGAUUGAGUCUCUGGGAGGUAGCGCCACCAAUGUGUAUUACGACCGUGUCGGUCUGCGAUUCUUGCUCAAGCCAGAGAAGUUUGACUUUGUGCCAAAGCGCGCAAGAGUUCCACUCAAGCUGAAGGAGAAGUAUCCCAACCAUCCCACUGGUUACUUGGGCGCGUACUCCACCGAUGGAAGUCCACCAGUCUCUCAAACCGAGAGCGCCUAA
Acytostelium subglobosum LB1 is the source of this 837-nucleotide messenger RNA. RefSeq lists its product as hypothetical. Gene Ontology annotation, molecular function: structural constituent of ribosome. Lineage: Eukaryota; Evosea; Eumycetozoa; Acytosteliales; Acytosteliaceae. Gene Ontology annotation, biological process: translation. Bases 1 to 837 code for a protein of 278 amino acids. Gene Ontology annotation, cellular component: mitochondrial large ribosomal subunit. The record is from RefSeq and is a predicted model, not a curated record. The transcript is spliced from 4 exons.